Messenger RNA from Bombus impatiens (common eastern bumble bee), 585 nucleotides. It is a transcript of the gene UQCR-11, whose product is annotated as cytochrome b-c1 complex subunit 6, mitochondrial. The record is from RefSeq and is a predicted model, not a curated record. Lineage: Eukaryota; Metazoa; Arthropoda; Insecta; Hymenoptera; Apidae. The transcript is spliced from 2 exons. The coding region runs from base 204 to 467 and encodes 87 amino acids. Gene Ontology annotation, biological process: mitochondrial electron transport, ubiquinol to cytochrome c.
AAUUGGUUAAAUUCAUGAAGAUUUAUAGAAAUCGCACCUAAGCUUCUUACACUGCCGUCAAUUAUAGUCCAUCUGUAAGACAUGCAAGUCUGGCCAACAUUUUCUACAGAUCUAUUAAAUUUUACAGAACAAGUCGGAAAAUUCGGUGCAUAUUUAAAAUUAGCUCACAGUAACCGAGUAGGUUGAAAUAAAUAUUACAAAAGAUGUCUUUCUUACAAAGUUUUCUCCAACGUUAUAUGCCAACUGUAAAAGCAGAAGAAGAAGAAUUGAUUGAUCCUCAAAAAAUACUUCGUGAAAGAUGCUCGAGACAACCUAAAUGUACCAGUUUGCAAGAAAAACUGGACACUUGCAAUCAGCGUGUUAAUUCAAGGAGUAAUACAGAGGAAACCUGUAUGGAAGAAUUAAUUGAUUAUGUAGAGUGUGUAGAUCAUUGCGUAGCAAAAACACUUUUUAGUAAGCUUAAGUAAGAUUAUGUUAUUUAAAAAUGUGUGAUCUUUAUUAUAAAAUAUGUUACAAAUUAAUUCAAUGCAUUGUAGAUGAAUAAGUAAUGCUAGGAAUAAAUGAUAAUAUAUCAAUAACAAUUAA